AUGAAUACGAGUAGCUCUUCCGAGUCUGAUUUGGAAGUACUGGAGUUUAUUUCUAGUAUAUCAGUACCCAGAAACUUAAGACAUAGGAGAAAUCCUUUCGAAAUGUUUACGGAUGAAGAAUUUCAAUUGAGAUAUCGCUUUAAUAAGAAUACUGUUAUACACCUAAGUGAUACCAUCAGCUCUGCUCUAGUACCCAUUAUGCAUCGGAAGUAUACAUUGUCUGUGUUAGAACAAAUUUUCAUAGCAUUACGAUUUUAUGCUACCGGUACUUUCCAAAUAGUAAUUGGUGAUGACAUUAAUGUUCACAAAACUACUGUAUCCAGAGUGGUAUAUAAAGUAAGCAAGGAAAUAGCCAAACGAGCAAGGAGUUAUAUAAGUAUGCCAAAUGUUGUAGACCUAAGAGAAGUAAAAGCACAAUUUUUUGAUAUCGCAGGAUUUCCAAAUGUAAUUGGUUGUGUAGAUGGAUCACACAUACCAAUUCAAUCUCCUGGAGCUGUGUUACACAAUAUAGCUCUACAGCAAAAUGAUACUCUGGCAAUUGAUUCCGCUACGGAAGAAGAUAGUACAGAAUCAAUUGAACAACCUCUUCCCUGUGAAGGGAACCAUUUUCGUCGUUUAUUGGUGGAACAAUAUUUUAGUUAA
Parnassius apollo (apollo) is the source of this 642-nucleotide messenger RNA. Lineage: Eukaryota; Metazoa; Arthropoda; Insecta; Lepidoptera; Papilionidae. The record is from the annotation of a GenBank genome assembly.